UCGAACAUGAUGUGCUGCUAACGGUAUGAUAUCUAAAGAAGUAAAAUGCCGAAAAAGAAGCCAGUACCUGUCGAGGACCUUAUUAUUCCUCCCCAAGACAACAGAAUUUGUGGCACAAUAUGUUUAUGUCAAAUGACUUUAGUUCUUAGCAGUGUAGCUAUAGUUUAUUUAACAGUCGCAAUAUACGUUCCGUCAACUCGUGCAAUGAAAUCGGGGAUAUCAGAAGACCCGGUUAUGUGUACUACUACAAGAGCGGUACAAGUGGAAACCUGUGAUUGGGGGUCAUGUGGCGAAUGGUGUUUAAGUAAAACGUCCGGUUCUUGUAUGCAGAUUUACGUUAAUCUUAGACAAAAUGGAUCCAAUUUACUUUUAGCGAAUUGUACAAACACGGCGAACAAAACAUGUUAUGGGAUUGAUCAGGAAAAUGCUAAAAGAAGUCGAUGUAUAGCGGACGACUGCAAGAACCUUACAGGAACGUUCAAUUGUACUAUGGGUAUGUGUAUAAAUAUAACAGACGCGUUUGAGUGCAUCUUUAAAGAAACAGAUCCUCCUCUUAAAUGUUCCGGUAGACGAGGAAAGAUCACCUGUAUCGAUUUAAAUGGUUUAUACAGCUGUAACAGAGGAACUUGUGAGAGAAUUCGAACUCCAUACAACUGUGACAGACGAUGUGUUGAUAUUCCGACUAGAAAUAAAAAUGUUAUACUACUGAGUGGUGAUAAAGUCUAUCUAUCGCAAUGUCAACGUGCUAUAGAUCUCGAAAGUGGUGAAGAAAUAUGGAAUGAAUCUCAAGACAACAUCAUGAUGUCUUCUUGUUACAACAUUCUAAAUACAACUAAAGGAGUAGUUGCAGUUGAUUGCGUCAAUGGUUCUUUGCUUGCAAAUAAUAUAUUGACUGACCUUACAAAUUUUACAUAUUUGAGUUACUUGAGCGUUUUCAAUGCGAUUCCAUUGGAUGAGAAAAGAAUUAUAGCGCCUCCGGAGCCAGAUUUACUAAUUGCGAACGAAAGUAGACUCUUGAUAAAUUUGGAAGGUUGUGUUAAUACUUUACGUGAUGAAUGUAAAGAGUUUUUACGCGUUUAUGGUAAAGAUGGAACCGAUCAUAACGCUCGUGCGCGCUUCCCGUGUUUCUAUUCGAUCGACAAUCCAGGAGUUGUCGUUGCACGUUUUGAUUUGGCGACCACAACAAAACAGUUCCUUGUAGCGUCCGUUUUGCCCUCCGUACUUUUUGUUGUAUCAUGUCUCACACUUAUUCUUUGUCAACGGACCGUUGUUGUCGGAGAUGACGCUAAAAUGCGUUUUCAGAGCUGCGUUUCUGCUGACAACGAAACUUUGGAGAAGACUACCUCUGCAAACAAUAUGACAGAUCGAGGAGGGGGAAACUCGAUAAUGGCACUUUGAGAUCAAUCACGCAUUCCCCUCCUGCUAGAUCGAGACUGAAUGAAAGCAAUCUAAUCGCGAAGGGGAAAGCGUCAUUUUUAGUAGCACUAUAUAUAUAUAU
This is a messenger RNA of Zophobas morio, 1498 nucleotides long. RefSeq lists its product as uncharacterized. Gene Ontology annotation, molecular function: sodium channel regulator activity. The record is from RefSeq and is a predicted model, not a curated record. Gene Ontology annotation, cellular component: plasma membrane. NCBI's taxonomy places the organism in Eukaryota, Metazoa, Arthropoda, Insecta, Coleoptera, Tenebrionidae. The coding region runs from base 46 to 1398 and encodes 450 amino acids. Gene Ontology annotation, biological process: regulation of sodium ion transport. The transcript is spliced from 2 exons.